Molecule: messenger RNA, 804 nt
Organism: Rotaria socialis
Lineage: Eukaryota; Metazoa; Rotifera; Eurotatoria; Philodinida; Philodinidae
Source: the annotation of a GenBank genome assembly
AUGAAAAGUAAAGAUUUACAAACGCUCGUAUUUUCUAAGUACCAAAAUGGCGAUGAACCGCACAAGAUUUUUGAAGAUCUCAGUGGUUCCGUUAGUCUUCCGACCAUUGAACGAUGGUGCAGGAGCAUUCGACAGACUGGCUGUAUCGCUCUGUCCAAAUCAACCGGUCGUCCAAAAACAAUCCGAACGAAGGCAGCCAUUCAAAAGGUCAAGCGUCGGCUGAAUAAGCGAAAGUCUGUCUCAUCUCGGAAAUUAGCCCGUGAAGUGAGUAUUUCUCAAACGAAUAUAGGGAGAAUACUCAAGGAUGAUCUAGGACCCCAUGCCUACAAAGUGCAAAAUGAACCAAUGCUCACUGAUGAGCAUAAAGAAAGAAGAAUCCAAUUUGCUAAUUGGAUACGAAACAACUUCCGAAAAGAAGACACGACGAGAAUUCUGUUUUCUGACGAGAAGAUGUUCGACAUUGAUGGAGUUUAUAACUCUCAAAAUGAUCGUAUCUGGGCGGUUGAUCGUUCAGAAGCCGAUAUCAAAGAUGGUACUCGACAAAAACGUAAAUUUCCGCAAAAGAUUAUGGUUUGGCUCGGAGUUUGUUCUAAAGGUGUAUCACCUUUAGUGAUUUUCGAGAAUGGGACAGUCGAUCAUGAUCGAUACAUCAAAGAAGUGCUUCCGAUCGCUCUCAAGCUCGGCAAUGACAUGUUCGUGAACGAUUGGACCUUCCAACAAGAUGGUGCAAGGCCACACACCCAUGCAAAAUCGCAAGAAUGGUGUGCUAAACACUUUCCGUCGUUCAUUGACAAGGACCAUUGA